Molecule: messenger RNA, 675 nt
Organism: Cladocopium goreaui
Lineage: Eukaryota; Dinophyceae; Suessiales; Symbiodiniaceae
Source: the annotation of a GenBank genome assembly
AUGCUUGAGCCGCACUCCGUGCAGGCACAAGAAGGGGGCGGCUGGAACAACGAGCCUGUCCUGGCAGCUGCGCCACAUGCCGACAAGGUCUCCAAGUACAUCACUCCCUCGCAGAUGGUGGUGGUGAGCACCAAGGUAGGUGAUCUGGUCACCUGCAUUCGAGCCUCCACAAUCGAUAGCGAAGCGUUGAUGAAGGAAGUGUCUGAGGAGGAGAUGACGGAGUUUUUCAUCUAUGCCCGCGAGGUGAACUCUGCCAUCGCGGAGCUGCGGACGCGGUCCACGGGGCACGUGUCCAGGCUGAUUUCGGCCAAUGACUUGACGGGAGUCUCCAAGUUUCCGGACCAGGCCUUUCAGAACGCUCUCACCGGCUCAGCGAAAAAGGCAGUGACGCUGUACCCGGGCUACUCCGGGCCAACGGUGUUGCUGAAUUUGCCGUGGUUGGCUCGGAUGUUGGUCUCCAUCCUGACGCCGCUCUUCCCCGGGGCGGUGCGGGAGAAGAUCAAGUUUGCUCGCGGACCAAUGUCGUACAUGAAGGACUUGAAGGACAUCGUCAAAGAGCCACUCAGGAGCAACUUCGUGGAUGACAUCCAGGCUGUGAUGAACGCCUGAGGGGCACAGAAGAUCUGGGGAUGGGCAAAACACCUGUUGCUUCAUGUACCAGCCUAUAGUAGCGCC